Molecule: messenger RNA, 816 nt
Organism: Aspergillus tubingensis
Lineage: Eukaryota; Fungi; Ascomycota; Eurotiomycetes; Eurotiales; Aspergillaceae
Product: 3-octaprenyl-4-hydroxybenzoate carboxy-lyase family protein
Exons: 2
Coding region: 1-816 (271 amino acids)
Source: RefSeq, a predicted model, not a curated record
AUGUUUAACCCUAAAACGCGAUGCUACAGGAUAUCCGGGAUCGCUCAGAAUUACUGGCCGUGUAGCACUUUUCACGCUCCGUGGAAUGAGAAUAACGGGCUCCUGUCUGUCGGAAAACACAAGAGAAUCUGGCGCCAUGGGCUGGCGGCACCUAAGCUGAUUCAACCCAAGGUGAAUAUCGAGAAGCAGACCACCCUGGCUGGAUAUAUGGUGCACGCUAUGUGCUGGAGAGAGCUGCUCCGGGUCAUUAAAUGGCCGCAUACAGAAGAAAAUCUAGGCAUCCUCUCGCACGCGCUGCGAACACGCUGCAUGAAGGAACGUUUAGAUAUCAGUUAUGACGAGCCCGUGGAAUCGCAGCUACUGAUGGAUCCUAGAGAUCCCAUCGGUAUGACAUCUGUUCGACGAUUUGUAACUCGAUGCAGAUCUAGAGCUACCAGCAUGUCAAAGGUGAGCCAUACAUCAUGCUCUACUGAUUCAUGGCUCAUCCGUCUUCCGUUGGAGCUGCAAUACAUGAUCAUGGAUAAUCUUGAGUUUGACGAUGUAGGCUCGGUGCUGAAAGGCAUCCAAUGGUCAGUAGACAACGGAUAUUGGAAACGACGGCUUAAUCUAGACCUGUUCAGCGAGAUACGCGGCAUUUUACAUGAGGAUUUGGACUGGCGGUGGCUCUGUUUGAAACUGGAGCUUCUUGAACACAGUCAAGCGGGGACAGAUAGAAAGCGAUUUUAUGAAAUACUGAAAGAAAUCGGGAUUCGGUAUGGACUGGUAAAGGCUGAUGUGCAGUGUGGUCUUAUUGGAAGUCGUCCCCAUGCUCCAUGA